AACGGAGGCUACAACUAGGUCAGCAUCGAUAAAGUACCGUUGCAGACGAUCUUACUCCAGGUGCUCCAUUGCCUGUAGCCAUAAUGCGCCGAGAACUUGGAUUGCGACUCUGAAAGGUAAAACGGGGGGCAAGUUGCCAAAGGGCGACGCAGUAGCUUCAAUCGCCCUUGGCCGUCAUCUCAUAGUAUGAGACGAUUCAAAGGGCAGAACACUGAUAAAGGAAUAUUGCUAAGAAAGUCCUUCUCGAUUGCGCAGAGGAGCAGCCGAAGUUAUUUGAGAUCGAGGAAAGGAGCUGUGAAGGCAAAGUGUGACGGCGGCACAGCAGUGAUAAGGAAACGAAUCGCUCUUGCCGAGCACGAAACAAGGCUAUACGUAAAUAUCUACCUGCGGCUAUUCGUCUUCCCAUCAGAACCUCAGGGUCUGGGGCAACCAUGUCGUAUUCGUGGGUGGGUCGCGGAUUGUGGUCCUGUUCUUGCCGGAAUUCCGCAAGUUGCUGUUCCGAUGCGAAAAAGGGAGCCGUUAGAUCCAAUGGAACCCUCCAAACCAUCGCGAGGUUUAUUUGGAAACCCCGCAUCCAGUUUAGCGCUUGAUUGCAGCAUAUGUCUGCACGCCGAGAUUGAUGCUAUGACCAGCAUCGGGAGGUCAUACGGGCAAACUCACUCGCAGUAGCUCCGUCAUCUCAUCCAGUCUUGCGUCGCCAACGAAGCGGACAGGCAUUCCAAGAGCUGUCAUAGAUGACUCCGCACCAGCGCAUCGGACGAAAUGCUCCUCGGAUGCCG
Eremomyces bilateralis CBS 781.70 is the source of this 779-nucleotide messenger RNA. RefSeq lists its product as uncharacterized. The record is from RefSeq and is a predicted model, not a curated record. NCBI's taxonomy places the organism in Eukaryota, Fungi, Ascomycota, Dothideomycetes, Eremomycetales, Eremomycetaceae. The transcript has a single exon. The coding region runs from base 187 to 669 and encodes 160 amino acids.